This is a messenger RNA of Gossypium arboreum, 1027 nucleotides long. RefSeq lists its product as uncharacterized. The record is from RefSeq and is a predicted model, not a curated record. The transcript has a single exon. NCBI's taxonomy places the organism in Eukaryota, Viridiplantae, Streptophyta, Magnoliopsida, Malvales, Malvaceae. The coding region runs from base 298 to 654 and encodes 118 amino acids.
CGUGUUAAAGCUAAUCAAUACUUCAAACCUUAAAGCUGAUCCCUUCUUAGUUAGCCUCCUACAGGGUCCCUUCAUUUCACAGCGGGGUAAUCUUAAUUUGGUCAACCAACCAAGCUAUUAGGUUUCCACGUAAGGCCGUAGCUCAAGAUCCUGUCGUUCCAGGAAGGAACCUUUGCCACCGCUCUUCUACCUCUCUAUAAAAACUGCGCCCCCUUCCCUAUCCAAAAUCUCUGCUCUGCUCUCUACAAAAUUUUAUUAUUCAUACAAAUUAAUUAAGAAGGCAGUGGUAAUAAAGAGAUGGGGAACUGUAUUAGACGCGAAAAGUCAACUUGGGCUGAUGACGAGACCAGCUGGUCAUUGCAGUCAUCUCAGAUGGGUGGAGAUUAUGGUGAUAAUGAGAUUAACAUUAUGGAGAAGGAGACGAGGCAACUUUUUGGUGGAAAGACAGAUGCAAUAAAUACCAGAGAGGUGAAGAUAACAAUUUCAAAGAAGGAGCUGGAGCAGUUGGUGCACAAGGUGGAGAUGCAGGGCUUGACUCUUGAACAGCUACUCUUAGCCAGGAUGGUGAAGGGUGGAGGAGGAGGAGAUAUGUUUGAGUUUGAGCAACCUCGCUCAUGGAAGCCAGUGCUACAAAGUAUUCCGGAGGUGAACUAGGUUAUGAUCAGUCAUAGAUGGUGGUGCCUCAAUUCCUACAUCAUUUGGCACCGUUUUCUAUUGUUGAUGUGUAUAUCUCUCUCUCUCUCUUGAAUUCUGAUCCUGUAAUUAAUAUUCAAACCUUUUGGUUUUAGAUUUUUUUUUUCAAAAUUUUCCCUUUGUUCUAGAGACGUAUAGUUAUUUAUGGUUUUCGGCAAUCAUCCUCCGCCUCAAUCAAAUUUUAAUUUUGUGUGUAUUUAAGAAGUAUUAUGUAUAUAACCUUCCACUCAAGUUCCAGAUUUUUAUAACUUUUGUGAGAAGAUUUCUUGAGUAUAGGGAUACGGACUGCCAUGUUAUGAAAUUAGAAAUCAAUGGUAUUUUGGUGAUCAUCGAA